CCAUUGAGCUGGACUUUGAGUAAAACUUGGGUCUCCCAACACUAAAAUCUGGCCCUUGUUCCACUCAGUCCUGCUGCCUUGACAUUCCAGUGCCUUUUCUAGUUUCUGACCUUGGCUGGCAGCCAGAGGCCAGUCAACCUGAGACACCACCUCAGCUUUCCAGGUAGUAUUUGCUCCCUCCCUCCCCACUAAGAUACAAAAAUUGGGGAAAGUGUCCUAGAUAGCCAAGUAGGCAGUUAUUAUAGGCAGAUCUGUAGUCCCAGAGGAGGGACUUUCUCAUCAUACUCUGUGGUUUAUGGAAUGACCCAUGCUUGUUUCAGCCUCAGUCUUAAGAGAACAUUUGCAAAAGCCCUUUUCUGCUUAUUUUCAACCAUCAUCUUUCCUACAUACUAAUUAUCAUCAAAAAAUGACCAGGCAAUUUAUCAUGCAAACCAGGAUACUUUAGUGAAAAAAGGCAUUAUUAAUUAUGCCAGGGCAAUAAGCACAAACCAGCACAGUUCUGGACAAACAGACAUUAUCCACUCUACUCAUCUUCCUUGUUCUCUGUGUACACUGAGUGAGCCAGGUGGCCUUAUUACCAUUCCUAGAAUACCCCAGGCCUUCUCCUGCCUCAGGACCUUCAUACUUAUUGUUCCCUCUGCUCUAAGUUUCUUACCCAAGAUAUACCCAGGGCAUGUUCCCUCACCUAGGUCAGCCUUUUACCCAAAUGGCACUUUCUCACUGAGGCCCUUCCAGACCACCUGAUCUAAAAUUACAACUCUCCCCCAAGCUACCAGUCUCCAUCCCCCUUUCCCACAUGAUUUUUCUCUAUAGUACUUGCUACCAACUAACAUAUUUGCUUUGCUGAUUGUCUGGCUCUUCACUAGAUUGUAAGUUCCAUGAGGGUAGAGACUAUAGUACGUUUUCUACCCUAAUGUAUUUCCUGCAUGGAGAACAAUAUAGAUGCUCAAUACAUAUUGUUUAUGAAUAAAUGAUUUUUUUAAAGUUAUUUUGCCGUCCUUUCCAAAUAGGUGGCAGUCCCUAUAUCCCACCUGUACAGAAAUUCUGAGCAGGCAGCAUUUGAACUGGGCCUUAAGAGAAAGCCACUCUUCAGGCCCCACCCAGGGAAGGUGGUAGCUGGACUGCCCUCUGUUGGGCCACACCUGCAUCCGAGGAUUCUGCAGUGCCUUAUCGGCUGGGCAGCCUCCAUGAUGAGGUAGCUCUGGUUUCCUGUUUGCGAGAAAUAGAUGAACACUGAGCCUGGCCCCACAUUCAGGCACCAGGACCUCCAGUCCAGUGGUGCUUUCUUCCUCCCAGUCACACUGUUCACUUUGUCUUUUAGCAGGGUUAAGCUGGGAGGGUGAAAGCCCAGCUGAGUCCUGAUGUGUGGCCAACUAUUCUCAAGGGCACUGAGGGUCAUCCUGAGAUGAGGAUCUCAUAUAAGUCCCCCAGGUGAGGCUUAAUCAACACUAGCUUCCCCUGCCACCAGUGCUUCACUGAGUCACACUCUUAGGCUUCAGUCUGGGUCAGGCACCCUUAGGAAUCAGGAGCCAGCAUCUCUUGGCCGGCAGCCCUGGUUUCUCUGGAGAAGAAGCCAUGGGUGGCUGGUUACAGGCUAUUACAGGCUUUAACCCUGAGCUGCCACCACCUCCCCACCAUGGUGAAGAUGUCAUUGCUUGGAAGGGACAACAGUGAGCCCAGCUCCUUGGACGACAGGACCCAGUCACUCUUGGAGAGUAGCGGUAACACCACGUCAGAGAAUGUCCAUCCUGAGGAAGCCAGCAGAUUAUCGUGAGUGGCGGCAUGGCCCUGCCAGAUCUCAGGUUGAGCUCAGCUGCCUUCACAGGCUCUGGGACACAUCUUCCUCCUUUCCUCUUCUUGACAUCUUUAUGCCCACUGAGCUGGAGAUGCAUGGAUGAAAGAUGGAACCUUCAGAAUCUAAGAAUGCUAAUCCCCGUGGCUCUGGCAAUGGCACUUGUUCCCCAGUUUUUGCAAAGAAUCCAGGUAGAGUAGCCAUCCCUGAUGUAAGCUGCCUGAUUCCCGGAAUAUUUUCUUAGGCUGGCAUAGUUCCUUCCUGGUUUCAGGCUACUUUCUUCUCUCCUACUUCUGCUAUUAUCCAUACUCUCUCUCUCUCCUACAAACACAUCCAGGAAACAAAAGGUUACCUCCUAGCCCUUACUUUUAGUGCCAUAAACUCAGAUAUGUAAAACCAUUUCUUAGGACUUUAUUACUAAUCAAUUAUCUAGUAAUCAGAUCAGAUAACAGCCAUGGGCAUAAUGAGAUUGUAAAUACCUGGUGUUGGUAAGAAUGUCAGGAAAUGCCCUCUCUCAUUGCUUUUGGGAAGAAUUAAACCAGUACCAUUCCUGUUAGCAAUGUUGUAAUGUAUGUCAAAUCUUAAAACAUUUAUAUAUGUCAUACAAAUAUAUAUUUAGCAUAUGGUUUCUUUGAAAGUAUAGACACCCACACAACAGGCAGUAGUGGCUGCUUCUGGAUUAGAGAACUGGGAGACUGAGAGGCAAAGGUAGAAAAGAGAUUUGUAUUUACUACAUACAGUUUUUUGGUUAUUGUUUCUGUUUUACCUUUAAAUUUUAUACUGUGUUAUUUAAGUUUCCUUUUUAAGAAUAAUUAAAUAAAAUUAAUAUAUCCUUUGAUCAAUCAUUCUACCUAUAGGAAUUUUUCUUGAUGAGAUAGCACAGGUAUGCAUGAUCAUUUUAUUGAAGCACAAGUUAUAAUAUUGACAAUUUGGAAACCAUGAGAUUAUUUAAGUUAUGGUACAGACCAUAGAAUAUAAUACAGCCAUUAAAAGUGCUGAAGGAAAUCUGUGGCUGUGGAAAACUGUGUAGGACAUACUAUUCAUAAAGAAAAUUAGUUUAGGAUACAGUAUCAUAACAAUACUCCUUAUGUGAAAUUCUGUGUAUUUAAAAACAAAUAAGGAUGCCCAGAGGAAUGUUAAUCAAAAUGUUAAUGCUGGUUAUUUCCAAUUGGUGGAAUUUUGGUAUUUCCUUUUAUAAUGGCCAUGUGUCAUUUUUCAAGAAAAAAUUCUAAAGCUAUUUUUUUUUAAAUGGUCUGCAGGAGUGCUCCAAAAGUGCAUUUUACUAUCUAAGGCCCUGACCUAUGAUGCUGUUAGCUAGGGCACAGUGGGUUCUCUAGAACUUUCUUACCUUUCCCAAGGGAUCUGAUACAACUGGGGCAAGCCACUGCUAUCGGACAGAAGUCAGAGAUGUAAGGAGGGGACAAGAACAGGGAGAAAGAGCACAUCUUUUGGAGAAAUUAUUAUCAAAGGAUUGACAAAAUAUUUUUUAAUUGAUUUUUUUUGCCUUCACAUAUUUCCCAGUAAUUGCAGUUAUCAAGAAAUAAGUUACCUCUUGAAAGUGAAGGGACAACAGUUUCCUCCAUCCUUAUGCGAAUAGACUGAACUCACAGAGAUGCAGGUCACAGAGUUCCCAAGGGCCCACUCUGUUCUCUCAGCCCGAGCCCUCUUCCAGGUUGUACUGAAAUGUAAAAGCCUGACACCCUAACCAACAAGACAAAGACCCGGAGACAGGAGUGCUGUCCUUUCGGGACUUGCUAUGUGACCUUGGACAAUUUAUAUCCCGCCUGCCUCCAGACAGUUCAAGACUGCAUAAGGAGACCCCUCCAUGGCCUCCCCAAGGUGAGCAUCACAGGUGGUGGCAAUGAGGAGGAGGAUGUAAUGACGGUGAUGAUGCCUCACAUGUGUGAAGCACUUCAUGAUUCCAAGUUCAUCAUGUCAUCCCCUCUUCUAUCCUUAUCACACCCCUGGGAGGGUGAUGUAAACCUUGAUCCAUUUAUUGAAAUGAAACAUCAGCACAGGGCUCCUGGGGCUUCCCCUGGCCAUGAUGAAUGCCGGCUUGUUGGUCGGUCCUAUCAGCCUGCUGGCCAUCAGGGUCCUCACCGUGCACUGCAUGGUCAUCCUGUUGAACUGUGCUUAUCAUCUAAGCCGGAGACUGCAAAGGACUUUUGUGAACUAUGGAGAAGCCAUGACAUACAGCCUGGAAGUCUGCCCGAAUGCCUGGCUGAGGACCCACGCAGUGUGGGGAAGGUUCUGCCUCUCAAAAACCAGAUGAAGCAUCCACAGCAGUUUUCAUUUGUUCUGUACUUGGGGAUGUCCCUUGUCAUCAUCCUCUACAUCUGCCUGGGGACACUGGGCUACAUGAAGUUUGGGUCAGACACCCAGGCCAGCAUCACCCUCAACUUGCCCAACUGCUGGCUGUACCAGUCAGUCAAGCUGAUGUACUCUCUUGGCAUCUUCUUCACCUGUGCUCCCCAGUUCCAUGUCCCAACUGAGAUCAUCAUCCCCUUCCUGAUCUCACAGGUGUCAGAGAGCUGGGCACUGUUUGUAGAGCUGUAUGUCCACACUGCCUUGGUCUGUCUGACCUCCAAGCAAUGUGGUAAUGCCAGCUAAGGGAUUUAUGGGCCAGAGAAAUUAAGAAAUGCACUCAAUAUAAGAACAAAGGAAAAACUGAAGGAACAAAACAGCAGCGGAAUCACAGAACCCAAGAAUGGACUAACAGG
This is a messenger RNA of Manis javanica (Malayan pangolin), 4512 nucleotides long. NCBI's taxonomy places the organism in Eukaryota, Metazoa, Chordata, Mammalia, Pholidota, Manidae. The record is from RefSeq and is a predicted model, not a curated record.